Molecule: messenger RNA, 1201 nt
Organism: Triplophysa rosa
Lineage: Eukaryota; Metazoa; Chordata; Actinopteri; Cypriniformes; Nemacheilidae
Product: GTPase IMAP family member 4
Molecular function (GO): GTP binding
Source: RefSeq, a predicted model, not a curated record
UCUUUGGCUUUUAGCAAUAAACAGUAACAAUGGCGUCAACUUCACUUCAUCAGUUAAACACAUGCGGAUCGAUCGAAGUGUAACGGAGGUUUGCUAGUGCAUGUGCAAACGUCAAUCUUUGUUAAGAGAUCGCGAUUUUUUCCUACUAUGGCGAGGGAAAUGACACCGGACCGAAUGGCGUCAGACCGGUUACAAUAAUUAACAUUAAUAACAGAAGCGUUAGUUUUGCCUUUUUAUAUUGGACCUAAGUUGGAUAAUAAAACAAGCAGACUGACUAGGAGACAUUUGCAAGCAGGACUUCAAAGGACGUUUCGUAGAAGUGUUUUAGAGACACAGAACCAAACAGGAGUAGAUCUUCACAUAUAACCUAAUAAUGUGAGUAGAUUUGUGAGUAGAGCAGCAAAACAGGGUUCAGACUUCCAGAACAUGGAUGGAACAGGAGGAUCACACGCUCAAGAACAGGGCCUUAAUUUCGCUGACUGGCCUACACUGAAGCUGGUCAUGAUUGGGGUGAGAGAAGCUGGAAAAAGUGCCGCUGGUAAUGCCAUUCUGGGCAAAAAAGCAUUUGAUGAGGUUGGUGUUAAAACCAAAGCGAGUGUCUCUUGUCAGGGUCUGGGACAAGGGAUGCAGUUACUGGUGGUUGACACACCAGGCUGGGAAUGGUUCGACGUCCGUGGCACCUCUGCAUCAACAUGGACUCUUAAGAAGGAGAUUAUUAGAAGUAUGAGUCUGUGCCAUCCUGGUGCCCAUGCCCUGCUGUUGGUUGUGCCACUGUCAUUCUCAUUCUCCAAGAGUGAACGUUGUACCAUCGAAGAGCAUGUACAACUAUUUGGCCCAGAGAAUUAUAGUUUGGUGCUCUUCACCCUCCUAGACAGAAAGCAGUUGCAGGGUUCCAGCUUGAAACAGGAAGUGGAGGAGAAUGAGGAGCUCCACAGGCUGGUUGAGAAAUGCGGAGGCUGUUUCCAUGCUCUGUACAGCACACCUCAAGGAGGAGAAAACCAGGUUGCUAACCUUCUGACUAAAAUCAAAAAGAUCGUGGCUAGUAAUGGAGAUGUGGUGCUCUCCAGUGAAAAGAUACUAAAAUGGGCCCAGGAAAGAGAGACAGAGAGAUGAGGAGAGAAGAGACGAAGAAGAGGGAAACAAACAAACAGGUUUGAAUAAUAGGAGGGAAAAGCAAGGACAACAUGAUUAAAUCAGAUCC